GAAACUGUGGUGGAGGUCACCGGGAGCUGAGCAUUUCAGAUCUGCUUAGUAAACCUGGUUCACCACCAUGCUGGCUGCAAGGGUGGUGUGUCUCCGGACACUACCUUCUAGGGUUUUCCACCCAGCUUUCACCAAGGCCUCCCCCGUUGUGAAGAAUUCCAUCAUAAAGAAUCAAUGGCUCUUAACACCCAGCAGGGAAUAUGCCACCAAGACAGGAGUUGGGAUGCUCUGUGGGAAAACUGCCCAAGAACUCAAAGAAGCGGCAUUCGAACCAUUAAUGGAAAAAGUAUUUAAAAUUGACCAGAUGGGAAGGUGGUUUGUUGCUGGAGGGGCUGCUGUGGGUCUUGGCACUCUGUGUUACUAUGGCUUGGGAAUGUCUAAUGAGAUUGGAGCUAUUGAAAAGGAUGUAAUCUGGCCUCAGUAUGUGAAGGAUAGGAUACAUUCUACCUAUAUGUACUUAGCAGGAAGUAUUGGUGUAACAGCUUUGUCGGCUUUGGCAGUAGCAAGAUCUCCUGCUCUCAUGAAUUUUAUGCUGAGAGGCUCUUGGGUGACAAUUGGUGCAACUCUUGCAGCCAGGAUUGGAGCUGGAAUGCUAGUUCAAUCCAUAUUGUAUCACCAGAACAGGGGCGCAAAGCAUCUUGCUUGGUUUCUUCAUUCUGGGUCCAUGUUUCUGCCACCUAACACUGUGGCUGGUGCUACUCUGUACUCAGUGGCAAUAUAUGGUGGAUUAGUUCUUUUCAGCAUGUUCCUUCUGUAUGACACUCAGAAAGUAAUCAAACGUGCAGAGGUAACACCAAUGUAUGGACAGAACAGAUAUGAUCCAAUCAAUUCGAUGUUGGGAAUCUACAUGGAUACACUGAAUAUAUUUAUGCGCAUCGCAACUAUGCUAGCAACUGGAAGUAACAGAAAGAAAUGAAUUGGAAGUUUCUGACUCCCCAGUAUGUCAGAAGUCUUGCUGUUGAAUAGGAGCAGAUAUUCGUGGCACAGUUUGGACAAGCAGCUUUCAGUGAAGUUUAGAAGAUAAGAACCUGUCGACAUGUUUCAAAUAUUCUAGUCAUGUGACCCUUCAGGUAUGCUUUUUCUUCUAGAGAAUAAAUUCAGUAGUAGUACUCUUCCAGAUAAGAUAUAUUUUCAACUCUUAUAUGUAAAUAAUCCUAAUGUGCUUUAACAAAUGUGAAAACUAAGAUUUGUGUUAUAAGAAUUUUAAGUGUUUUUAGUUUAAUUUAUUAGAUUAAGAGAUAGCCAACAUAUUUUGGUAGAUGCAAAAUAUUGUAAUGUUAUAAGUGACUCCAAGGAUUUGAUACAGAGAG
Molecule: messenger RNA, 1310 nt
Organism: Perognathus longimembris pacificus (Pacific pocket mouse)
Lineage: Eukaryota; Metazoa; Chordata; Mammalia; Rodentia; Heteromyidae
Product: growth hormone-inducible transmembrane protein-like
Exons: 1
Coding region: 68-916 (282 amino acids)
Cellular component (GO): mitochondrial inner membrane
Source: RefSeq, a predicted model, not a curated record